This is a messenger RNA of Tripterygium wilfordii, 4581 nucleotides long. RefSeq names its product protein transport protein SEC16B homolog. Lineage: Eukaryota; Viridiplantae; Streptophyta; Magnoliopsida; Celastrales; Celastraceae. Gene Ontology annotation, biological process: autophagy; COPII vesicle coat assembly; Golgi organization. Bases 174 to 4148 code for a protein of 1324 amino acids. The transcript has 14 exons. The record is from RefSeq and is a predicted model, not a curated record. Gene Ontology annotation, cellular component: endoplasmic reticulum exit site; ER to Golgi transport vesicle membrane.
UCAGAGUCAUGAUCUAAAACAAAUUGUUGCUCACCCACAUUGACUGCGUCACCCAAUUUCCUAACUACGCCUUUGUUAGUCGGUGCAGUGAUCGGUCUUCUAUCUGGUUGAGCUUUGAAAUCUCCUUCGCUUGUCUAAGCACUUCUCUAGAAGGAGCUAAGGUUAGUUGUUGAAUGGCGUCUUCUACUCUACCGGACAUGGAUGACGAGAUGGAUGAGGAUUUUUUUGAUAGAUUGAUUAAAGAUGAUGAUGAUUAUGGGAAUGUUUGUGUUGCAUCCGCGCCUAGUAUUGUCAAAGAAGAUGAUUCAGAUGAUGCUAAGGUGAUUUCUAAUUUAACGAUUAGUGAAACCGGCCCUUCUGGAAUAGACUUUGAUGUUAAAGAAGGUUUUAAGGUCAAUGAUGAACAGGGUUGUGAUAGUGCGGACGUCUUGGCAUCUGUGGAUAUUCAUGAGAACAAUGUAGUUAAUAAAGAGCAGAAUUCAGCUGCAAACAGUGAUGUAAAUGACGCUAGUGAGGUCAGCUUAAGGCAGGACGUUGGAUUGGAAAGUAAAAUGUCUGGAGAAAGUAGUACGUAUUCAGGAACAUGUGUCAAAGAAGUCCAUUGGGCUUCCUUCAACUCGGAUAUACAUAGUCAUAGUGGUGAUAAAGUCAAGUCAUUUUCAGAUUUUUUUGGUGAGGUGGGGGAUGAUACAGAUGAUCCAUUUGCAAACGUUGAAGCCAUGGAUAAUUCCGGGUCAGAGUUGAAUACAAACAAUGAGGUCACGGGAAAGUUUGUUAAUGAUUUUGGGUCCUCAAGUUGUGGACAAUACUCGGUUGGCAAUGAAUACCUUGGUGCAGAAUCUGAACAGAAUGCGGGUGGACAUGAUUUGACUGGCAGCCAGGAUUGGGAAAAUCAUUAUCCAGGAUGGAAAUACGACCCAAUAACUGGGCAGUGGCAUCAGUUGGAUGGACACAAUGCAAAUAUGCCUGGAAAUGCAAAUGGUUAUGUUCAGGAGAGUAUUGAUGUGUCUGCCCAAUCAGGUAAUGUUGUUUCAGAGCAAAGUGCAAGUGCUUAUUAUUCACACCAUACAUCCCAAUCUGUUACUGGAAGUGUGGGGACUGGCUUGUUUACCACUGAUGGUGUCUCUAACUGGAAACAGAUUUCACAAGGAAAUGAGCAGUACCCAGCUCAUAUGGUGUUUGAUCCCCAAUACCCUGGGUGGUACUAUGACAUGAUUGCACAAGAAUGGAGAUCAUCGGAAUCUUAUGCUCCAGUUGUGAAUCAGUCAACUUCUAGUGGUUAUAAUCAACCUUAUCAAAAUAAGAGCUUUGAAAACAGCGAGUCACAAAUGCAUCACAGUCGGGAAUAUAUCUCAAAUUUGGCUGUCACAUCAAGUGAAGAACAGGGAUUGAAAAAUCAGUAUGGUGCAACGGGCAUUCUAGAUUCUUCUAAUGAACAAACUGGAAGUGAAAUUUAUGGAUCAACUUCUUCCCAAAAACAGGCAAACCAGAAUUUUGACAACGGCAAUGGAAAUGCAGGGUUUCAUAGCUUUAAUUCUAGUGAACAGUUUCCUCAGCAUCAUAAUCAGACAAAAGUGGAACCAAGCCAGAAUAUGCAAUUCUCUCCUGCUUAUUUUGAUAGUCAGAAAGCAAUAGCUUUCUCACAGCAGCCCUUCCUAAGUGACACUCAGUUUUCUUAUGUACCAAGUGAAGGAAGGUCGUCUGUAGGACGCCCUCCACAUGCUCUAGUUACUUUUGGGUUUGGUGGAAAACUCAUAGUCACAAAACGUGGCAGUUCCUUUCACUCAAACUCACCAUACGAAAACAAGGACUCUGGAGGUGUGUUCAAUGUUCUCAACUUAACAGAAGUUGUCCUGGACAAAGCUGAUGCUUCAAACUUUGAAUUAGGUUAUCAUGAUUACUUCGUUGCUCUGUGCCAGCAACCUUUACCUGGCCCUUUGGUUGGUGGGAAUGUUGGAAAUAAGGAGUUGAACCAGUGGAUUGAUGACAGGAUAUCAAAUUGUGACAUGAACUACAGAAAUGGGGAAGUCUUGAGAUUACUUUUCUCAUUGCUGAAAAUAUCAUGUCAAUACUAUGGGAAACUUCGAUCACCCUUGGGGACCGACCAAGGAUCAAAGGAAAAUGAUUGUCCAGAGUCAGCUGUAGCUAAGCUUUUUGCAUCUGCUAAAAGAAGUGGUAUGCAAUCGGGUGAGUAUGGUGCAUUCAUGCACUGCGUACAGAACUUGCCGUCUGAGGCAGAGAUUCAGGCUACUGCUGUUGAGGUACAAAAACUUCUCAUCUCUGGUCGAAAGAAAGAAGCUCUAGAAUGUGCACAAGAAGGUCAAUUGUGGGGGCCAGCACUUGUGAUUGCAACCGACCUCGGUGAUCAGUUUUAUGGUGAUACUGUUAAGAACAUGGCACUUAAGCAGUUUGUUGCAGGAUCACCAUUGCAGACAUUGUGCCUUCUAAUGGCAGGGAAUCCUGCAGACCUAUUUUCCAAUGUCGCAACUAGAGUUGGUCUCCAUGGUUAUUUGGGUGCACCUCAACAAGCUUUACAGAUUGGGGCUCAUGGUCUGUUAGAUGCAUGGGAAGAUAAUUUAUCCAUGAUCACUGCAAACAGAACAAAAGAUGAUGAGCUUUCGAUUGUCCGUCUCGGAGAUUGCCUGUGGAAGGGGAGGGGUGAGGUCACUGCUGCGCACAUGUGUUAUCUAGUUGCAGAAGCCAACUUUGAGCUGUACUCAGAUACUGCCAGACUGUGUCUUCUUGGUGCAGAUCAUUUGAAGUUUCCACGAACAUAUGCUUUUCCUGAGGCAAUUCAGAGGACGGAAUUAUAUGAGUACUCAAAGGUGCUUGGGAAUUCGCAGUUUCUCCUUCAUUCCUUUCAGCCAUAUAAGCUUAUUUAUGCCCACAUGCUUGCUGAAGUUGGAAAAGUGGCAGAAUCUCUGAAGUACUGUCAAGCAAUCCUGAAGUCUCUAAAAACUGGUAGAGAACCUGAAGUGGAAACAUGGAGGCAAUUGGCGUCCGCUCUUGAGGAGCGGUUGAGAAUCCAUCAACAGGGUGGUUAUAGUACCAAUUUGGCUCCAAAAAAACUCGUGGGCAAGUUGCUCACCUUCUUUGAUAGUUCUCCAAGUCGAGUAGUGGACAGCCUACCUCCACCUGUGCCAUCAACAUCACAUGGCAGUGUUAAACGAAAUGAAUAUGCUCAGCAACCAGAGGUGUCAAAAGUGUCCAACAGUCAAUCAACAAUGGAUGUGUCAUCAGUAAUGCCGUCAGCAUCAAUGGGACCCAUAAGUGAACGGACUGGAGAUUCUACUCGAGCUACAAUUUCUAAUAGGAGCAUUUUAGAGCCAGAUUUUGGUAGAACCCCUGGAAAGGCUGAUUCAUCCAAAGGUGCAAACUCUUCUGAUACCCAACUAAAAGCAUCUGCGCCGGUUGGAUCAUCUCGUUUUGGUCGGUUUGGUUCACAGAUAUUCCAAAAGACGGUGGGUUUGGUCUUAAGGUCUCAACCACACCAGCAGGCUAAAUUGGGUGAGAAGAACAGAUUCUAUUACGAUGAAAAGCUAAAGCGGUGGGUUGAGGAAGGUGCCGAACCUCCAGCAGAGGAAGUGGCUCUGCCACCACCACCAUCAACAACUGCUUUCCAGGGUACCGUGCCAUAUGACAACAUAAAAGACACACCAAAAGUUGAAAGCCACUCAAAUGGCGUGCCAGAAUAUUUCAGUCCAAUCUCCUCUGAAAAGGGAUCAGGAAUCCCACCCAUUCCACCAAGUUCAAAUCAAUUCUCUGCUCGUGGGCGUUCGGGUGUUCGCUCAAGGUAUGUUGACACAUUCAACAAGGGAGGUGUAACCCCAGCAACCUCAUUUCAGUCGCCUUCUUUUCCUGCGAAGAUAUCUCAGGCUUCCAAUCCCAAGUUUUUCAUUCCCACCCCAGUGGCCUCAAGUGAAGAUAUAGUUCAGACAACUGCGGGGAGCACACCGGAAGUCAUAGCAGACAAUGAAAAUCCUCCUAUAUAUACGCAAGAAGAUUCGCUCUCAUCUCCACCAACAUCUACACCAACACCCACAUCACCGCCAUCAAUCUCUAUGCAUCGCUUUCCUAGCAUGGAUAAUGUCGUACAAAAGAAAUCAACCGGCAUGCUAGAUGACAAUAACUCACUGCCUCAUUCCUGACUAGUUGCAUCCUGGAGCAGAAGUAUUAAUGAUUCUUGUAAUCCUUAUAUGAAGAACUGAAUGGGAGCAGCACUUGGUAUGCCAUCACUAUCUGAUAUGCCUCCCAACUCUCAUUUAAAGCGUUACUUAAAAGAGUGGUAGUAACUUUGGGGCUAAAUUAUAAGAGACUGCUGGAGGAGGUUGUAAAUUAAUAGUUGAACAUUCUCCUUAUGCUCAUUGUAUUUGUCGUCGACGGCUUAAUCGCAGCAGCAUGGGUGAUAACUGAUAAGGCAGUGCUCAUCAUGGGAGUUCAGGUUUUUUGUUGGGACCCCAUGACUACAUAGAUCUGCAUAUGGUUUUUGCAUUAUCAAUGAGAAGGUAUAAAGUGACACUUUUGUACAUUGAUUUACCCUAAACUGUGCUUGUGCUUAUUUUCCGCAUGAGUUUCAGCUUA